Messenger RNA from Suillus clintonianus, 729 nucleotides. RefSeq lists its product as uncharacterized. The coding region runs from base 1 to 729 and encodes 242 amino acids. NCBI's taxonomy places the organism in Eukaryota, Fungi, Basidiomycota, Agaricomycetes, Boletales, Suillaceae. The record is from RefSeq and is a predicted model, not a curated record. The transcript has 2 exons.
AUGGGCAACGACUUGGAUCAGGAUGGCUCGAGCUCAAAGGAGGAUCAAGACACUCACAAGCUGCGAAGAGUGGGCAACAACUUGGAUCAGCAUGGCUCGAGCUCAAAGGAGGAUGAAGACACUCACAAACUGCAAAGAGUGGGCAACAACUUGGAUCAGCAUGGCUCGAGCUCAAAGGAGGAUCAAAACACUCACACCCUGCGAAGAGUUGGCAGCGACGUGGAUCAGCAAGGCUCGAGCUCGAAGGAGGAGGAUCAAGACACUCACACGCUAGUGGGCAAAGGCUCGGAUCAGCAUGGCUCGAGCUUGAAGGAGGAUGAAGACACUCACAUACUGCGAAGAGUGGGCAACGACUGGAAUCAGCAUGACUCGAGCUCGAAGGAGGAUCAAGACAAUCACAAACUGCGAAGAGUGGGCAAAGGCUCGGAUCAGCAUGCCUCGAGCUCGAAGGAGGAUCAACACACUCACCUCCUGCGAAGAGUGGGCAACAACUUGGAUCAGCAUGGUUCGAGCUCAAAGGAGGAUCAAGACACUCACGUUCUGCGAAGAGUGGGCAACGACUGGAAUCAGCAAGACUCGUGUUCGAAGAAGGAUGAACACUCACAUGCUGUCAACGGAUGGGCAACGACUUGGAUCUGGAUGGCUCGAGCUCAAAGCAGCAUCAACAGACGUACCACCUGCAAACAAACACCCAACGUAAAUGAGAGCAACUUUCGAAUAUUCCCGUAA